Pleurotus ostreatus (oyster mushroom) is the source of this 639-nucleotide messenger RNA. RefSeq lists its product as uncharacterized. NCBI's taxonomy places the organism in Eukaryota, Fungi, Basidiomycota, Agaricomycetes, Agaricales, Pleurotaceae. Bases 1 to 639 code for a protein of 212 amino acids. The transcript has 4 exons. Gene Ontology annotation, biological process: mRNA export from nucleus; positive regulation of DNA-templated transcription, elongation. The record is from RefSeq and is a predicted model, not a curated record. Gene Ontology annotation, molecular function: mRNA binding. Gene Ontology annotation, cellular component: THO complex part of transcription export complex.
AUGGAAACGACCGAACAGCAGCCAAAUGGCCAGGGCAUGCCCCCGUCCCCGGACGACGUUAUCGACGAGCUCGCGAAGCUCGUGUCCCCAUCGUACCUCUUCCAGGACGUCUCAGCUCUGCAGAUCCGGGCUACGGCCCUCAUCGGUCGCCUCAAGUCUCUGAAUCGCGCAGCGAACAAUGCCACUCGCGCCCACAAGGAGGCCACCGCAGCAGCGAGGCUGGAGAUGGAUCAGUCGCAUCUUGGCCUGCAGAAUCUCCAGUACGAGAAGAGGCAUUUAGAGCGCGAGAUAGAGAAGUGCCGACAAUUCGCGUCUAUCUACCAAGACAUCCCGUUAUAUAGCCUCGAGGAAUUCAAGAGUCUCGCUCCGCCGGAAGCACAAACAGAUGACCAGCAUCAGCUCAUGCUCAAUCGUCUAGCCUUUGAACUUGCGGAACGCCAGAGGCUCGAUACGAAAAAGAAGGAGCUUUUACAACAAAAGGAACACCUGCUUAAGCAAAGCAAGACACAGGUUUCCACGAUGGAUAACGUCAAAGCGCAGAUUGACGCCCUUGUCAAGACGGCUGCCGAGAUUCAGAAGAAGGUAGACGAACUUGUCAAGCCGUUACCAGAGGAUACCAAGGCCAACCCAUCGAGUUGA